Molecule: messenger RNA, 1393 nt
Organism: Myzus persicae (green peach aphid)
Lineage: Eukaryota; Metazoa; Arthropoda; Insecta; Hemiptera; Aphididae
Exons: 4
Coding region: 152-1216 (354 amino acids)
Source: RefSeq, a predicted model, not a curated record
UUAAGGACGAAAACUGUUCGGGCCUCGGCAGUCCCCCGCAAUCCGUUUCGGCGCGUCGUCAGUAGAAUAAUAUAUUAUUAGUUAUUACCGGGCAAACGAUAUCACCUGACUGCAAUUGUUUCGUAAUCAUUAUUAAUCGACGAACAAGACGAUGAUGAGCUCCUCGAUGACCGGUCCGAGCGGCGGCGGUGGCGGCUUGCAGAAAUCGUCGGCCGGAGGUCCACUGUCGCCGUCGCCGCAGUCGGCGGUCGACAAGUCGGCGGCGGUGUCGUCGGGCUACGGCACGUACAACAGGCGCGGUACCGCAACCACGGUAGAUCGCCGUCGGCGGACCGAUUACCGCGGUGGCAGGGACGGAGACCACCACGACGACGACGACGACGGUGACGACGACGACGACCGACUGUCCGAGCUGUCCGACUCCGGACACUUUCUGGCCAAGGGUGCGUUCCUCAUCACGCCCAGCAACGAGCUGAACCUGGAGAAGGCGACGGCCAUAUGCGAGAAGAUGAACUAUAGAGGACCGUACUCUGUGACCAGGACAGCCACGGGCAUUCUGUUCAAGUUCGCCGAACAAGACGACUAUCACGUGACGUUCCGCAAGGGGUUUCACAAGGUGACCAACUCGAGGUUCUACAAGAAGAUUCCCAUACCAUGCAGACCACAAAAGACAUUUUCAGUUUUGGUUUAUGAGAUCCCCGAAGACAUUCCUGAAGAAGACAUUCGCCAUUCGCUGUACAAAUUUCAAACUGUCGUCGAGGUGGUUAGACUUUAUCAUGCCGGGUACCGCCACGCGGCCUUGACCGUGGCGGACGGCAAGAACGCGGCUACGUCGCAGACAGCUGUUGAACAGCAACAGCAACAGCUCCUGCAGGCCGGACCGGCAUCGUCGCUGGCGGCGGCGGCGGGCGGGUCCGCGUCUGCGAACACGCAACAACACCACCCGGCGCCGCCCGUGGUGCGCGUCACGCUGGCGUCCGUCGAGGAGUGCAACGUGCUGCUGCACAACGGCUUGGACUUUUACGGGGCCACUUUCUUCCCGGUGGAGGCCGCCUCGCCCGUCAUACCGAAAAAGAAAUCGUUGCCGCCAAAUAGCCGUCUGAUGGAUCUGGUGACUACCAGUGGUCACCGUAUACGUGACCUGUUACCAGUGUUCGACUCUGCCGGAUUCACGAAGAUUCCGCCACCGGCCAGCAAAGUGGUCAAGCCUCACUAGUCGACGAUCUUCUUCUACGUCCUGUCAACUGUACGGUUGAAACACAAGCGAGCAGCGAAUAUUCAUAUAUAUGAAUAUUGUUAUAUUUAUGUAUAUGAUUUUUUAUUUCAAUUUUAACAAACAAAAAAAAAAUAUACCAACGUCACAUCAAAUUACUACAAAACCAUUACAAUAUUA